GCGGGGCUUGUCCCCAGGGCUGUGCCGCGCCGCGUGUGCAGCCACGUGGAGGAGGAGCUGCGGUGCAGGUUGAGAGGUGCCAACAGCCCGUGCCCGGGGACGCGGGAGAGCCGGGCUGGGAACGGGGCGUGGUGGGCAGCGGUCACCCAGGCUGCGUUUCAUGGCACCUUGACGGUGUCCCCCUUCGGGGGGGGUGUUUGCCCCGCAGCAGUUGUCAUUAGAGCCACCUUGCUGGCUUUGGUGCCCCCGCCUUGUCCCGAGGACGACGCUUUGGGGCAGGACGAGGGAUGCUGGCACCAGCGCUGGGGACGGGGAGCCGCAGCCGGGGAUGCUCGGCGCAGGGUUGCACGGAGCCUCUGGAGGGACCUUCCCCUCUCGCUGCAGGGGAAGUGCUGACUCCAAAACGGCUGUGAGGUCUUCGCCGUGGGGUUUCCCAGCUCUCUCUCGAGUGAUAGCAAAACCCAGAUACUCUACUUGCGAAAAAUCCCUGCUCCUUGUACUCCUCCACGGCGUGGGUGGUGGGGCGGCGAGUGGUGACUGUGCUGUGCCGAGUACAGUAAAGCGUCCCCGUCAGCUGGGAAAUGACUUUCUGGUUUGCAAGGAAUUACUGUAAGCCGGUCUGGGCUCGACGGACUUCGCGGCAGCCCCGGGGAGCUGGCGGGAGCGCGGGCACGGGCAGGACGGCGUGGGGGUUGAGCAGGAUCGCCCUCCCCUCGGCAUCCCCUGCGUGCCUGCGCUGAGGGCCAUGGACCUUCUGCCCGGCCACCGGCUUCCCACCGUGCGGGUGCUGCCCUUGGAGCAGCCUCCGCAUUACGUGUCCAAUGCACCGCGGCGGUGCCGACGCAGGGCUACGGGUGCUGGGGGACGGAGGCAGGGGCUCGCCGGUCCCCGCCUCACCGGGGUGGCUUGGGGCUCGCGCAGGCAGCUCCGGCCUGGGAAGCCUGUGCCGGCUGCUGGCUCCGGGGCUCCAGCAUGCCCUGGGAGAAGUAGCCUCGACAGCUGUAAUGUUUCUGUGGCAUGCCUUUCCUUUCAUGGGGUGUCUAUUUUGCAACCCCGAAGUGUUUUGAUCCCGGAGGAAGGGGGCGGGUGUUUACCCUGGCACCGCGUGGCCGGCGCAGGGAUCCAAGCGGGCUGGGCAUGCCCGAAUUCUACACGCAGCAACAGUUCUAGCAACAUCUGCUGGCUGAUAAAAGGUAGGCUGCCGUGAACCGCUUCUCCCGCCGCGUUGGGAAAUGUCGAGGGGGAGGCACACAUGCGAACACGGCUUCCUGGCCGAUAGGGCUGAGCUGACUUGCUGAUAAAGCAGAAUCCACCCAUCUGGCUGCCCCAGAGGGGCCGGGAGCGCUGGCUGUCGCUUCUCGCCCCGCGUUUCCCUUGGUGCCGGCUCCUGCUUCCCGUCAGGCUGGGGAGCGAUGUGCUGCCGGGUGGCUCCUGGCCAGGCUGGGGUGGCCGCAGUGGCGGAGGCGAACCGUGCCAUGGUCACCACUCGCUCCCUGUUCAGUCACUGGUGGUGAGCCAUGGCGGUGUGGAUCCAGGCGCAGCAGCUCCAGGGCGAAGCCCUGCGGCAGAUGCAGGCGCUCUACGGGCAGCACUUUCCCAUCGAGGUGCGGCACUACCUGUCGCAGUGGAUCGAGAGCCAGGCAUGGGACUCCAUCGACCUCGACAACCCCCAGGAGAACGUGAAGGCGACGCAGCUGCUGGAGGGGCUGAUCCAGGAGCUGCAGAAGAAGGCGGACCACCAAGUGGGCGAAGACGGCUUCCUGCUGAAGAUCAAGCUGGGCCACUACGCCACGCAGCUGCAGAACACGUACGACCGGUGCCCCAUGGAGCUGGUGCGCUGCAUCCGGCACAUCCUCUACCACGAGCAGCGGCUGGUGCGGGAGGCCAACAACAGCCCCUCGCCGGCCGGCUCCCUGGUGGACGCCAUGUCCCAGAAGCACCUGCAGAUCAACCAGACCUUCGAGGAGCUGCGGCUCAUCACGCAGGACUCGGAGAACGAGCUCAAGAAGCUGCAGCAGACGCAGGAGUACUUCAUCAUCCAGUACCAGGAGAACAUGCGCCUCCAAGCCCAGUUCUCCCAGCUCUCCCAGCUGGGUCCCCAGGAGCGCCUGUCGCGGGAGACGACGCUGCAGCAGAAGAAGGCAUCGCUGGAGGCCUGGCUGCACCGGGAAGCCCAGACACUACAGCAGUACCGCGUGGACCUGGCUGAGAAGCACCAGAAGACGCUGCAGCUGCUGCGCAAACAACAAACGACCAUCCUGGAUGACGAGCUGAUCCAGUGGAAGCGUCGGCAGCAGCUGGCGGGGAACGGGGGCCCCCCCGAGGGCACCCUGGACGUGCUGCAGACCUGGUGCGAGAAGCUGGCGGAGAUCAUCUGGCAGAACCGGCAGCAGAUCCGCCGGGCCGAGCACUUGUGCCAGCAGCUGCCCAUCUCGGGCCCGGUGGAGGAGAUGCUGUCGGAGCUGAACGGCACCAUCACCGACAUCAUCUCCGCCCUGGUGACCAGUACCUUCAUCAUCGAGAAGCAGCCCCCCCAAGUGCUGAAGACACAGACCAAGUUUGCGGCCACCGUGCGGCUCCUGGUGGGGGGGAAGCUGAACGUGCACAUGAACCCCCCCCAGGUGAAGGCCACCAUCAUCAGCGAGCAGCAAGCCAAAGCCCUGCUGAAGAACGAGAGCACCCGCAAUGAGAGCAGCGGGGAGAUCCUCAACAACUGCUGCGUGAUGGAGUAUCACCAGGCCACCGGCAUGCUCAGUGCCCACUUCCGCAACAUGUCCCUGAAGCGGAUCAAGCGCUCGGACCGCCGCGGGGCCGAGUCGGUGACGGAGGAGAAGUUCACUAUCCUCUUCGAGUCGCAGUUCAGUGUUGGCGGCAACGAGCUGGUCUUCCAGGUGAAGACGCUGUCCCUGCCAGUGGUGGUGAUCGUGCACGGGAGCCAGGACAACAACGCCACGGCCACCGUGCUCUGGGACAACGCCUUCGCCGAGCCCGGCCGCGUCCCCUUCGCCGUGCCCGACAAGGUGCAGUGGCCGCAGCUCUGCGAGGCGCUCAACAUGAAGUUCAAGGCGGAGGUGCAGAGCAGCCGCGGGCUGACCAAGGAGAACCUGGUGUUCCUGGCCCAGAAACUCUUCAACAGCACCAGCUCCCACCUGGAGGACUACAGCAGCACCACGGUGUCCUGGUCCCAGUUCAACCGGGAAAACCUGCCUGGGAGGAAUUACACCUUCUGGCAGUGGUUUGACGGGGUCAUGGAGGUGCUGAAGAAGCAUCUGAAGCCGCACUGGAACGAUGGGGCCAUCCUGGGCUUCGUCAACAAGCAGCAGGCGCACGACCUCCUCAUCAACAAGCCCGACGGGACCUUCCUCCUGCGGUUCAGCGACUCGGAGAUCGGCGGCAUCACCAUCGCGUGGAAGUUUGACUCCUCCGAGAGGAUGUUCUGGAACCUGAUGCCUUUCACCACCAGGGACUUCUCCAUCCGCUCCCUGGCCGACCGCCUCGGGGACCUCAGUUACCUCAUCUAUGUGUUCCCCGACCGGCCCAAGGACGAGGUUUUCUCCAAGUACUACACGCCGGUUCUCUGUGAGUCCACGCCAGCUAAAGCCGUGGAUGGAUACGUGAAGCCACAGAUCAAGCAAGUGGUGCCAGAGUUUGUCAGUGCAUCAGGCGAUUCUGCCCCCGGAGGGGCCACCUACAUGGACCAGGCUCCCUCACCCGCCGUCUGCUCCCAGCCCCAUUACAACAUGUACGCCCAGAACCCCGACGCCGUGCUGGACCCUGAGGGUGACUUCGACCUGGAUGACACCAUGGACGUGGCGAGGCACGUGGAGGAGCUGCUGCGGCGCCCCAUGGACAGUCAGUGGAUCCCCCAUGCCCAGUCGUGACGGGCGGGCGCCCGGCCCCCCGCCCCCAGCGCUGCGGGGACUGUGCUGUGUUCGUGUCUCUGUGCCGGGGGGGGCGGCGGGUGGGCCCUGCCCCGGAGAUUUGCUCUGUGCUGCCCCGAAACGCAGGCUCACGUCCGGCUCUU
Messenger RNA from Chroicocephalus ridibundus (black-headed gull), 4024 nucleotides. Its product is annotated as signal transducer and activator of transcription 5B. NCBI's taxonomy places the organism in Eukaryota, Metazoa, Chordata, Aves, Charadriiformes, Laridae. The transcript is spliced from 19 exons. Gene Ontology annotation, molecular function: RNA polymerase II cis-regulatory region sequence-specific DNA binding; DNA-binding transcription factor activity, RNA polymerase II-specific. The coding region runs from base 1518 to 3881 and encodes 787 amino acids. Gene Ontology annotation, biological process: regulation of transcription by RNA polymerase II; response to peptide hormone; growth hormone receptor signaling pathway via JAK-STAT. The record is from RefSeq and is a predicted model, not a curated record.